Messenger RNA from Rhizoctonia solani, 2991 nucleotides. Its product is annotated as Retrotransposable element Tf2 protein. Bases 1 to 2991 code for a protein of 996 amino acids. The record is from RefSeq and is a predicted model, not a curated record. The transcript has 2 exons. NCBI's taxonomy places the organism in Eukaryota, Fungi, Basidiomycota, Agaricomycetes, Cantharellales, Ceratobasidiaceae. Gene Ontology annotation, biological process: DNA integration. Gene Ontology annotation, molecular function: nucleic acid binding.
AUGUCAUGGCUGAAAAAGCACAAUCCCCAGAUUUCAUGGGAAAAGCACACCCUUGUUUUUAACUCAUUAUACUGUUCCAAUAAUUGUUUAUUGGUACCUGCUGUCUUGGAACUUAAGGCAACAGAAGAAAUCCCUAUUCCCUAUCAGGAAUUUUCCAAGGUCUUUUCUGAGGAAGAAUCAUCCAAAUUGCCGCCUCAUCGCCCUUAUGAUAUUGCUAUUGAAUUGCUUCCUGACGCAAAACCCCGGCAUGGCCCCAUAUAUAGUCUAGGCCCAAGGGAAGAUGCAGAACUUAAGGAAACCAUUGAGAAACAACUCAAGGCUGGCCUGAUUUGCCCAUCUAAAUCCCCAAUGGCUUCUCCAAUUCUAUUUGUCAAAAAAAAGAAUGGAAAACUACACAUGUGUGUGGACUAUCAACGCCUGAACAGCAUGACCAAAAAGAAUGUAUAUCCCUUACCUUUGCCACAGAACCUUAUUGAGAAGCUACAAGGUGCCAAGAUCUUUAGUAAAUUUGAUCUCAAGGCAGGAUAUAAUUUAGUCCGGAUCAAAGAAGGUGACAAAUGGAAAACAGCUUUCAAAACAAAAUACGGACUAUUUGAGUACUUGGUUAUGCCCUUUGGGUUAACAAAUGCGCCGGCGGCUUUUCAAGAUAUGAUGAAUGAGAUAUUCAGGGACCUUCUGGAUGUUUAUGUCAUUAUAUACCUGGAUGAUAUCCUAGUCUUCUCCAUGAACAAAAAAGAUCAUGAAGCUCAUGUGCGAGAAGUAUUAAAAAGGCUACAGGAUAACAAUCUCUUCUGCAAUAUCAAAAAAUGCCAUUUCCAUGUCAAAAAAAUUGAUUAUCUAGGGUUUAUCAUAUCAGAAUUUGGCAUAGAGGUUGAUCAAACUAAAGUCACUGAUGCAAUGAACUGGUCGACUCCAAAGAAUGUCAAAAAUAUCCAAGAAUUCCUGGGAUUUGUAAAUUUCUAUAGACAAUUCAUUCCUAAUUUUGGCAACCUGGCACGACCUCUAUAUAAUUUGCUCAAAAAGGAUAAUACCUGGAAAUGGGGACUGCCAGAACAAGGAUCUUUUGAUAACCUGAAAAAAUGUCUCACUUCAGCACCUUUGCUUCUACAACUGGAUACCACAAGGCAAUUCUAUGUGGAAUGCAACGCAUCAGACUAUGCAACAGGAGCCAUAUUAUCCCAACGCAAUUCUGAGGGAAAAUUGGCCCCUGUGGCAUACCUGUCAAAAUCCUUGUCCCCAGCCAAGAAGAACUACGAUAUUUUUGACAAGGAAUUAUUAGCAGUCAUUAGGGCAUUUAAGGAAUGGCGCCAUUUGCUAGAAGGAUCCAAAUUACCAGUCCAAGUUCUAACAGAUCAUAAGAACUUAGAAUAUUUUUCCACGUCCCAAUCCCUGAAUAAACGCCAGAUUAGAUGGGCCAACUUCCUAGUUGAUUAUAACUUCCAAAUCAUUUAUAGGCCUGGAGCACAGAACAAAAAGGCAGACAUCCUCUCACAACGCUAUGAUUUGGUACCCCUUGAAGGGGGGGUAGAGAACCAGGUUUUCCUGAAACCGGAACUUUUUGUUUCAGCUAUUACCCCAGAUCAGGGAAUCAAUGACCUAAUUGGCGAGGCAAUUUAUGAGGAUGCCCGUCUGAAAGAAAUCCUACACAAACUUCAGGACAAGGAAAAGGUCACAAAUUGGGAACUAAAAGAAGGGUUACUAUGGCACCAAGGGAAAAUCUUUGUACCUAAGGAUAAUACUAUUAGAAACCUUAUCUUGGAAUCUAGGCACAACACAUUAGCUGCGGGACAUCCGGGACAAGCCAGAACUUUGGAACUUGUCUUGAGGAAUUAUUAUUGGCCAUCCAUGAAAAAGUUUGUCAACUCCUAUGUCAGCCACUGCCUGUUAAAACCAUUGCAAAUUCCUGAACGCCCCUGGGAAGACAUUGCUUAUGAUAUGAUUGUGGGACUACCGGUUUCAGAAGGUUUUGAUGCUAUCCUGACAGUGAUUGAUCAAUUCUCAAAAAUGGUCCACUUCAUUCCCACCCAAUCCACGUUGUCAGCCAUUGACAUUGCCAACCUAUUUAUCACAUACAUAUGGAAGCUACACGGCCUCCCCAAAAGCACAGUCUCAGAUAGAGGUCCCACAUUUAAUGCCAAAUUCAUUUGUCAUCUCUAUAAAAGGCUGGACAUUAAGCCAACAUAUUCCACGGCGUAUCAUCCUCAGACAGAUGGACAGACUGAGCGCAUACAAAGAGAAGCCAAGAUCUUUAUACGUAUGUUUGGGAAUCAUCGCCAAUCAGAUUGGGUAGCAUUACUACCAUUGGCUGAAUUUGCUUUAAACAAUUUGAAGCAAACUUCCACAGGCAAAUCCCCCUUCCAAAUUUGUUAUGGCUAUAAUCCAAGAUUUUUGGUUGGUCAAAAAUCAGAAGAGGUAGCUCCAAACGCAGACAAACAUGCAGAAUUUUUGGAAAAAGGAUACAAUGAAGUCAAAGCAGCUCUAUCCUUAUCCCAAGAAAGAAUGAAGUACUUUUAUGAUCAAAGACAUAAGGACAAAGAUGAAAUUCAAGUAGGAGACAAGGCCUGGCUGAGUCAUCAAAAUAUAUCCACAGAUAGACCCUCAAUGAAACUCAGCCAUAUAAAAUUAGGACCCUACUUAGUAAUUGAAAGAAUAGGAUCACACACAUAUAAACUUCAAUUACCCCACACUAUGCGCAUACAUCCUGUGUUCCAUAUCAAUCUUCUUACUAAAUUUCAUCCUGACCCUCAUGGACGCGACCCUCCCCAACCUGCACCCAUUGUCACAGAAGAAGGAGAGGAGGAAUAUGAGGUUGAACAAAUCCUGGAUAGUAAAUGGAAAGGACGCGGUAAAACAAGGAAACUCUGGUAUCUGAUUAAGUGGAAAGGAUAUGACAAAGGAAGCAAUUCCUGGGAACCAAUUGAUAAUGUGGCCAAUGCCAAGGAAGCAAAAGAAGAGUUCCAUAAGGAGUACCCUGAUGCAGUUGGAGCUUGA